AUGCCUUUGCCUAGCCAGCACUGUGAGAACAAGAUCAAGGAAGGCAUUUGCUCUGCUGCUAGAACACUCUUCACUCUGGAGGACCAUGUUUCCGGCGGUUAUGGCGGUGGUGGAGUAGAACAUGGUGGAGCUGGAUAUGGAGAAGGAGCUGGCGGUGGUGAAGGUGCUGGUGCUGGAUAUGGGGCAGCGGGUGGAGGAAGCGGUGGUGCUGGUGCUGAGGGUGGUGGAUAUGGAGGAGGAGCUGGUAAAGGGGGUGGCGAAGGGUAUGGCGGGGGUGGUGCAAAGGGGGGUGGUUAUGGUGGUGGACGUGGAAGUGGAGGAGGAGGAGGUGGUGGUGCAGGGGGUGCAGGUGCUGGUUAUGGAGGUGGGGAAGGAAGUGGGGCUGGUGGUGGAUAUGGUGGAGGGAAUGGAGGAGGAGGUGGCGGUGGAAGUGGUGGAGGUGGUGGUGGGUCACAUGGAGGUGGAUAUGGGGGUGGUGAAGGUGCUGGACAAGGAGCGGGUGGAGGAUAUGGUGGUGGUGGCUCUGGUGGCGGCGGUGGAGGCGGAUCUGGCGGGGGUGCACGUGGGGGUGGAUAUGGAGCUGGUGGUUUGAGUGGUGAAGGUGGUGGUCACGGUGGUGGAUACUACCCUUGA
Molecule: messenger RNA, 633 nt
Organism: Glycine soja
Lineage: Eukaryota; Viridiplantae; Streptophyta; Magnoliopsida; Fabales; Fabaceae
Product: glycine-rich cell wall structural protein 1.0-like
Exons: 2
Coding region: 1-633 (210 amino acids)
Source: RefSeq, a predicted model, not a curated record